Messenger RNA from Lytechinus variegatus (green sea urchin), 4069 nucleotides. Its product is annotated as deleted in malignant brain tumors 1 protein-like. Lineage: Eukaryota; Metazoa; Echinodermata; Echinoidea; Temnopleuroida; Toxopneustidae. The record is from RefSeq and is a predicted model, not a curated record. Gene Ontology annotation, cellular component: membrane. The transcript is spliced from 7 exons. Bases 162 to 2408 code for a protein of 748 amino acids.
ACAGUGUAAUAUCCCGUGUAAAUAUAUCGUCGUGCGUAUUGUGAUUGUCUUGAUGAUUUAUUGUACACCAAACCCGAAUACAAAAAGCACCUUCACGUCAGGUAUAUACACGCAAUAAUAUAGACCAGACUCUCUUUGGAAGUGACACUUUGAAGUGGAGUAUGGAUGAAGAUGUGUUAAGGAAACUCUCAACCAUUAUUACUGUCUUUUUCUUCGCCUCAUCUUCUAAACUAUUUGGAACAGUUGCAGUUCUUGCUCAGGGGGAAUACGAGGGGGGCAUACGACUUGUAGACGGUACGUCAGCUUAUGAGGGGCGAAUUGAGAUCUAUCAUUCCGGAGAAUGGGGCACAAUUUGUGAUGAUUCUUGGGAUACCAACGAUGGUGAAGUGGCCUGUCGACAAUUAGGCUACUCUGGAGUCGACCAGGCAUUCCAAGGAGGUCAGUUUGGGGAAGGGUCUGGAACGAUCUGGCUGGAUGACUUGCGGUGCAGUGGUUCGGAAAAGGAACUGUCUGCUUGUUCUAGCAGUGGAUGGGGAGUUCAUAACUGCGGACAUUCGGAAGAUGCAGGACUCAGGUGCUCUUCUAUCUCCUUAGGAACCGAGCUGAGACUAGUAGGCGGUUCUUUGUCGAAUGAGGGGCGUGUUGAGAUCUACUACUCAGGAGAGUGGGGUACUAUAUGUGAUGAUUAUUGGGAUAUCAACGAUGGUGUAGUUGCCUGUCGACAAUUAGGCUAUUCUGGAGUCGACCAGGUAUUCCAAGGAGGUCAGUUUGGGGAAGGUUCUGGAACUAUUUGGCUGGAUGAUUUGCAAUGCUCUGGUUUGGAAGAAGAACUGUCUGCUUGUUCUAGCAAUGGAUGGGGUGUUCAUAACUGCGGACAUUCAGAAGAUGCAGGACUCAGGUGCUCUUCUAUCUCAUUAGAAACCGAGCUGAGACUUGUAGGCGGUUCUACGUCGAAUGAGGGGCGUGUUGAGAUCUACUACUCAGGAGAGUGGGGUACUAUAUGUGAUGAUUUAUGGGAUAUUAACGAUGGUGCAGUUGCCUGUCGACAAUUAGGCUAUUCCGGAGUCGACCAGGUAUACCAAGGAGGUCAGUUUGGGGAAGGGUCUGGAACUAUCUGGCUGGAUGAUUUGCGAUGCAGUGGCUCGGAAGAUGAACUGUCUGCUUGUUCUAGCAAUGGAUGGGGAGUUCAUAACUGCGGACAUUCGGAAGAUGCAGGAGUCAGGUGCUCUUGUAAUUCAUCAGAAUCCGAGCUGAGACUAGUCAGCGGCUCUUCGUCGAAUGAGGGGCGUGUUGAGAUCUACUACUCAGGAGAGUGGGGUACUAUAUGUGAUGAUUCAUGGGAUACUUACGAUGGUGCAGUGGUCUGUCGACAGUUGGGCUAUCCUGGAGUCGAGGAAGUAUUCUCCGAAGCCUACUUUGGGGAAGGAGUUGGAAGGAUUUGGAUUGAUAACAUGGAGUGUAGUGGCAGUGAGCUGACACUCCAACAAUGCCCGAGUAACACCUGGGGGAACCACAACUGUGGCCAUUCAGAGGAUGCGGGUGUACGCUGUGCGGUAUCUGCUUCCACGGAAGGGGCAGUGCGUUUGGUGGACGGUCCGAACGACGCAGAGGGACGCUUGGAGAUCUUUCACGAUGGCCAAUGGGGUACUGUCUGUGACGACACAUGGGACUUGGAAGAGAGUCGGGUGGUCUGCCAACAACUUGGAUUCAAAGGUGAGGGGUAUUUCACCACCAGCAUUAGGGGCUACCAAGAGGCCACAGGAUCAAUCUGGUUGGACAGCGUACAGUGUAAUGGGGACGAGGGUCAGCUCAGCUAUUGCACCCAUGAUGGUUGGGGAGUACACGACUGCGGACAUUCAGAAGAUGUUGGCGUAGAGUGUCACGGCCUAUCGAGUAGCGGUCUUUCUGGUUGGGAAAUAUUUGGAAUCGUUGCUGGAUGCUUAACAGGGGUGUUCUUUUUCUACCAUUGCUGUCUUAAAAAGGGGAAGAACGAAUCAUCCCCAUCGGUACCCACCCAAAGAACAGAAAUUACACUAGAUGUUACUGGUGGAGAUAGAACUCAGGAAUCGGGCGAUUCUCCUCCAGAGGAUACAGGGGAGUUAGCUUUAACUCAUUUGGGUGAUCCAAACUCGAGCUUACCGGACGUUCCGCCACCAGCUUACGAAGACAUCGGAAAAUUUUCGACCUUGCAAAUGCCGGAUUCGGAAGCGUUGUACCCUCCGCCAUCCUCUACAGGCUCAUUUGUACCUCCUAGUCAACCUUAUAACUCAGCAUAUCCCUACCCACCGCCGCCCCCAUCCGUAUCAUACCCUCCACCACCUCCACCAGAAAUCUCAGAUGGUUCUGUUGCAUAUCUUUAUUCGCCGCAGGUUCCAUCAUCAGCAACUUCUUUACCUCCAGCUAGUUAGUCUAGGCAGUACUAAAUUCUUCUUUGAUUUCAGCCACCGCACACGUUACGACAAGUCUAUUUACGGAAGGAUCAGCGCAUUGCUAUUUUUAUAUUAACAAUAGUAUAUGUUUAUAAUAAUGAUAUGAUUUGAUGUUCAGAGUUACUAUUAGAAUACUGAUAUCAAAAUAAUUAUGAUCAAUAAGCCACUAAUUACCCCAGAGUGAUAUCCAAUUUGGAUUGAAUCUGUAUACAUUUUGUAUGACUGUUAUUACUUCAUUACGACUACCAUAAAAAUUCUGUAGGCCUACAGAGUAUGUUCCAUGUUUUAAUAUUUACAUCAAACAUUAAUUUUUUCCCCAAAAAACGACCGUAGAUCAAUCGUAAGGUGCGCGGUGGUCAUUAGGCUACAUCAUCAAUAUAAUUAUAUAUUUUUGUAUUAUUGACGUCUAUGCAUCCAAGUGUGUGUAUAUUGUAUAAGCAUCUAUAAAAAAGAAAAUAGUAUUUACGGUAAUGUAAUAAUUAAAAAAUGUUAUAUGAAAUUUUUAUUGGUCAUUUGUGCUGUUGACAUGAAAAUUAUAAUAUUUUAAUGAUUUGUUGAAAUGUUUUGUAAACUUUUGCGAUUUGGCUCUUGCCAAUUUCAGAGCAUAAUGAAUCGAUUUAGAUAACAUGUGGAAUAGACAGAGCAUCAAUUCUUAUUUAACUUGGUGCCACAGGAAGGUAUAAGGGGUAAUAGAGAUGAAGGCCCUGGAUGGAUCAGUUUACUAUGUAAAUCGCACAUUAUUUGUUUAAACAGUUUAAACAAGUGUUUAGAAUAUUUAUAAUUAAAUAUUUGAAUUUAGAAUUUGUUGUUUAAGAUUUUGAACACUUGUUUAGAAUGUUUAAAGUAACAACUACUGUGCGAUUCACGUAGUUAACGGUAUUGUUUGAAUUAUAUUUUAACAUUGAAAAAAAUAAAGUUGGCGGAGUAAAUCAAGUCUGCAUAUUGCCGACUUAACCCAAGACAAGACAAGUAGACAGUGUGGAGGGAAGGAGAAAACCAGGAAAGAAUGGCCAACUUUUUACUGUUAAAAUAUAUAUAUAUAUAUAUAUAUAUAUAUAUAUAAUAUUAUUAUACCAUUGGUCAUCUUACUGUUUAAUUUGAUUCAUUUAAUGUUUUUUUUUCCAACAGUAGAGGGAUGGUACAACCUUCUAUCAAAAUAGUAUUCAGAUAUCCAAAGAGAUACAUUCAUAUUGCUGAAUGUGUACAGCUGUUGCCUUCUCAUUUUUAUAAUGUCAUUUUAUAUUAUAUCAUAAUAUAUUAUGUAAUUUAUUAAUGCCAUUGGGAGAAAACUUAGCAACAAUCUUCAAAGGAAAUCAAAAUCUCAUGCAUAAACCCGCCAAGUUAAUCAUUUUGUAUUGUGCGAUAACUUAUGAUUUAUCUUUACUGUUUAUUUAUCGAAGUAAAAGAACAUAACUUAAUAAUUGACUUGGUUGUUUCUUUUGGUUUUAAUUAUGUAUGCAAAACUAAGGAGACGCUUAUGCACUAGAUUCCUAUCAAACCUCAACAGAAAGGGGGCGUGUAAUAGAAUUCCUAAGAUUGAAAAAUAGAAGAUUCUUGUCAAAAUUAAUUGGAUUUUAUUGUUUUAAUUACAUUGUUACUGCCUUUGUGACAAGAAACUUUAGAAAGUACUCAUUUUGAUA